This is a messenger RNA of Peronospora farinosa, 1161 nucleotides long. The record is from the annotation of a GenBank genome assembly. Lineage: Eukaryota; Oomycota; Peronosporomycetes; Peronosporales; Peronosporaceae.
AUGGCUCCGCUUACGCAGCUCUCAGAGGAGGAGACCAUGUUUAAAGAGACUGUGGCGAGGUUUGCAGCUGACGUUGUAGGUCCUAAAGUCCGUGCCAUGGACACAGCAGGAGAGAUGGACCAUUCGAUAACACGUGGACUUUUUGAGAAUGGACUGUUGUCAGUGGAGAUCCCAGUGGAAUUUGGAGGCAGUGAGGCCUCUUUCAUGAGUCUCUGUCUGACUAUAGAAGAGUUGUCAAAGGUAGACCCGGUCGUGGGGCUACUCGUUGAUUUGCAGAACACUGUCGUGAAUAACGUCUUCCUGAUGCAUGGGACGAAAGAGCAAAAGGAAAAGUAUUUGCCAAGGCUGAGUACGGACAUGAUUGGAAGUUUUUGUCUAAGUGAGGCAGGAUCUGGAAGUGACGCGUUUGCAUUGAAAACAAAGGCAGAAGUGUCGACGGAUGGGAGCUACUACUCGAUUACAGGACAGAAAAUGUGGAUUUCGAACGCAGAGUAUUCGGGUGUCUACUUGGUUUUCGCCAAUGUCGACCCGUCUAAGGGGUACAAGGGUAUUACGUGUUUCAUUGUGGACCGAGAAAUGGAAGGACUGGAGAUUGGCAAGCCAGAGGAAAAGCUAGGCAUCCGUGCGUCGUCAACGUGUCCUGUGACGCUAACGGAUGUAAAGGUCCCGCGGGAGAAUAUCUUGGGAGAACUUGGCAAGGGUUAUAAGAUUGCAAUUAGCACGUUGAAUGAAGGACGCAUUGGCAUUGCGUCGCAGAUGCUGGGACUAGCGCAGGGAGUCUAUGAUCAAACACUUCCGUACUUGUUUGAGAGGCAUCAGUUUGGAUUGCCGAUUGGAGAGUUUCAGGCGAUGCAGCACCAGUACGCGGAGGCUGCAUUGGAUAUAGAAACGACGCGUUUGCUGGUGUACAACGCUGCUCGGCUCAAGGAUGCUGGCCUCCCGUUCGUCAAGCAGGCUGCCAUGGCCAAACUUCACGCCUCACGAGUAGCAGAGAAGACUGCGUCAAAGUGCAUCGAAAUGCUUGGUGGAAUUGGUUUUACAAAGUACUUGCUUGCGGAAAAAUUCUACCGCGAUGCAAAGAUUGGAGCUAUUUACGAAGGCACAAGCAACAUGCAGCUCACCACGAUCGCAAAGAUCGUUUCCGAGGAAUAUAGUAAGUGA